AGACCAGGAAUUUGCAUCCUGGGGGGUCAGGGAGGGGGGUCGUGGGAGGGUGGAGGAUGGCAGUGCAGGGGGCCAGAGUGGGGGUAGAAAUGGGCUGUCCUUCUCUCCUCUCUCCCUCUCUCUUUUUCUCUCUCCCUCCCCUGCAUGCAUUCAGCUGCUCCAGCUGUCGAUCUCCCCACUCACUCUCUCAGGGCCAUAGAGGCAGGAGCAGGACAGACAGAAGGACCACUUCAGCUCUUCAUGCUCACAACACACCAGGGACUACCACCACCAGCGGACUAGAACAGCACAUCGAGCACAGAGCAACAGGGACACAAACUAGGGACCUGAAGAUAGCAAGAAGAAGAAGAUUUCACACAGGAAAGAAGACUUGUCUAUACCACUGAACUGCUCUGAGCACCACAACAAGUCGGAAGCUUCUUUCAUCCUGACCUGAGGCGCCGUUACCUGUGUGACCCGCCGGCUGUGCCAGUGUGUGUUAACGCGUGCGAUCCUGUUCUAUCUGCCAGUCAGUACGUGAGCAUGCGGGGCGUGUGUGUGUCCAUCCUGUGUGUGUCUGUGAUCCUUCGCAGUGCUAUUUCACAGCCACCUACAGAAAGUGACACCUACACGGAAUGCACAGAUGGGUAUCAAUGGGACUCCCAGACUCAGCACUGCAAAGACAUAAACGAGUGUGAGACCAUUCCGGAGGCCUGUAAGGGUGAGAUGAAGUGCUUCAACCACUACGGGGGCUACCUGUGCCUCCCCCGCUCUGCCUCAGUCAUCCCAGCCCAGGACCCCCCCAGCCAGCCUGGGACCAACCUGGAGAGCACUGCCAGAGAGCCCUUCAACCCCUGUCCUCUGGGCUACGAACCCCAGGGAGACAGCUGUGUGGAUGUGAAUGAGUGUGAGAGAGAUGAACACGACUGCCAGCCCAGCCAGCAGUGCAUCAACACACCUGGAGCCUUCACCUGCCAGUGUCCUGAUGGUUACCGCAAGGUUGGCACCGAGUGCAUUGAUAUUGAUGAGUGCAGGUACAGGUACUGUCAGCAUCGCUGUGUCAACGUCCCCGGCUCCUUCUCCUGUCAGUGUGAACCAGGCUUCCAGCUGGCCGGCAACAACCGCUCCUGUAUUGAUGUGAAUGAGUGUGACAUGGGCGCCCCCUGUCAGCAGAGGUGUUAUAACACCUACGGUACCUUCCUCUGUCGCUGUGACCAGGGCUACGAGUUGGGGCCUGACGGCUUCGCCUGCAAUGACAUAGACGAGUGCAGCUACUCCAGUUACCUGUGCCAGUUCCAGUGUGUCAAUGAACCCGGGAAGUUCUCCUGUCAGUGCCCAGAAGGCUACCAGCUGCUGGGCACCCGACUAUGCCAGGAUAUAAAUGAGUGUGAGACCGGAGAGCACCAGUGUACUACAGGACAGACCUGUGUGAAUAUCCACGGUGCCUAUCAGUGUGUGGACACCAACCUCUGUCAGGACCCUUACAUCCAAAUAACUGACAAUCGUUGUGUUUGUCCUGUGACCAAGCCAGCCUGUCGAGACCUACCCUUCUCUAUCGUCCACCGCUACAUGAGCAUCACGUCGGAACGCUCCGUCCCCUCAGACAUCUUUCAGAUCCAGGCCACCAGCGUCUACCCCGGAGCCUACAACACCUUCCGUAUCCGCUCUGGAGACGACAACGGAGACUUCUACAUCAGACAAAUCAACAACAUCAGCGCCAUGUUGGUUUUAGCCCGGGCCGUGACAGGACCCCUGGAGUACACAUUGGACCUGGAGAUGGUGUCAGUCAAUCCCCUCCUGAGCUACCAGACCAGUUCGGCCCUGCGACUGUCCAUCUACGUAGGGCCUCAUGCCUUCUAGAGGAAGGGGAGAGAGACAGAAAGAGGGGGGGGGGGGGGGACAGUAUAAACACAAGAGAAGGAAAAUAGGAAACACAGAACAAUCUAGUAUUGAAAGGGGUCAGAAACAGAACAGUCAGAUAAUGUAACAUGAUGUCAAAGGUAACACACGACUCUGUCAAAUCCCAAUCAUUUGGGAAAGCUAAGACAGAGUGAGAUAAAAAAUACAUUGGAAUACUGCAUCAAUAACGUAUGACUGAUAAAUAUGAAUACUACGAAGUAGUUUUGAUAUACUGAACAUGUUUGCUCCCUGCCUCCUAGAGUAUCAUUCUCAACCGCUCCACGUUGCCCAUUACCCUAGUAACCUUUGGUACCAACCAAACACCCUCCAAUUGAAGAUCUAGAGAGAACCAAAAAACGUAUUACGUUGUCAUUGUAUCAUAAUCAUUCUCAUCCCGACUCUGUCGUUCCCUUGCUUUGAACAGACUCAUUCUCACUCCUAUGUUUUCGUGCUAUUCCCAUUCCUUUAUGACAGUUUCCCUUAUCAUCCAUGGACACGACUCAAUAACCACUCAGAUCAAUCCUCUUCAUCCGCCCUGUCGCUCCCGCAUCCAUCCCGCUCCUGAAUCAUACCUAGUCUUGGUGCUGAAGCUCUGACUCACUCACACACCGUUUGUAGCUUUGUAACGUUACAGAAAGCUGUAUCAGAAAGCUGAUACAAAAUAAAAACGAUAUACAUUUAAAUCACGUGUUAA
Oncorhynchus kisutch (coho salmon) is the source of this 2572-nucleotide messenger RNA. RefSeq names its product EGF-containing fibulin-like extracellular matrix protein 2. The transcript has 11 exons. Gene Ontology annotation, molecular function: calcium ion binding. Bases 523 to 1839 code for a protein of 438 amino acids. The record is from RefSeq and is a predicted model, not a curated record. NCBI's taxonomy places the organism in Eukaryota, Metazoa, Chordata, Actinopteri, Salmoniformes, Salmonidae.